AUGUCAACUAUCACAAACACAAGACUCAGUAUACUUCGAUAUAUAUCAGCAUUUUUCAUACCAGAUAUAUCAUUACAUUCUCGUCAAAAAUGGUUUUUAGGAUUAAUAAAUUUAUCAGCAGUUGUUAUACUAUGGGUCACUUCAAGUUUUUUAGUCAAUGAAAUGGUAGAAGAUAAUUCAUAUAGAAAACCAUUUUUUAUAACUUGGAUAAAUACAAGUUGUUUUACAUUUUAUAUAAUACCUUAUUUAAGAUUGAAAAAAUUAAAUAUUUCAAGUUUUAUUACAAAUUUCAAAAAUGAUUAUGAAUAUAGUAAAUUACCUCAAAAAGAUGAAGAAGGAUUAAUUAGACAUUAUGGGUCUGAUGAUAAUUUAUCUUCAACAAUGACAUCAAUUGAAGAAAAUAAUACUAUUAUAACGAAUGAUGAAUCACAAAAUAAUUCCUUAGAUAUAAAUAUUUAUGAAACUUUCCAAUUAUCAAUACAAUUUAUAAUAUUGUGGUUUCUGGCAAAUUUAGUAACAAAUGCUUCAUUAUCAUAUACAUCAGUUGCAUCACAAACUAUAUUGUCUUCUACAUCUUCAUUUUUUACAUUAAUAAUUGGUUACUUGGUAUCAGUUGAAAAAAUUAAUCAAAAUAAAAUAAUGGGAAUUUUAUUAAGUUUUUCAGGUGUAUUAAUUGUUACAAAAGCUGACACAUCUGAUUCAAAUCCAAAUAAUGGAGGUAAACAUUUUUCACCAUUGCUAAUUCUAUGGGGAAAUUUGUUAGCAUUAUCUGGAGCAUUAAUAUAUGGAAUAUAUACAAUUUUAUUAAAAUUUAAAAUAUCAAUACCAAAUUCUAAGAAGGAAAAAAAUUUAAAUACUCAUUUAUUUUUUGGAUUUGUUGGUUUAAUAUGUUUAGUUGGUUUUUGGCCAAUUUUAUUAAUUUUACAUUUUACAAAUGUUGAAAAAUUUGAGUUACCUUCACAAAGAUUAAUGACAAUUUUUUUAAUAUUAAAUGCAGCUAUAACAUUUGUAAGUGAUUUUUGUUGGUGUAAUGCAGUAUUGUUAACUUCACCUUUAACUGUUACUGUUGGAUUAUCAAUGACUAUCCCAUUAGCAAUGAUUGGAGAUUGGGUUAUAAAAGGGUUUAAUUUGAAUUUGUUAUAUAUAUUUGGUGCAGUAAUUGUUACAACUGGAUUUUUAAUAAUUAAUAAAGAUGAAGAAGAAGAUUUUGUAGUAGAUGAAUAA
This is a messenger RNA of Lodderomyces jiufengensis, 1224 nucleotides long. RefSeq lists its product as uncharacterized. The coding region runs from base 1 to 1224 and encodes 407 amino acids. The transcript has a single exon. Lineage: Eukaryota; Fungi; Ascomycota; Pichiomycetes; Serinales; Debaryomycetaceae. Gene Ontology annotation, cellular component: membrane. Gene Ontology annotation, biological process: regulation of peptide transport. The record is from RefSeq and is a predicted model, not a curated record.